AUGGACUCGGAAGAAAACGCAGCAGCGGAUGCUUCAGAGACGAGCACAGCAGCUGCCAAAGAAGCUGCUACUCCCGCAUCUUCAGGAAGGAAACGUGGUCGUCCUCCUAAAGUCAAAACAGCGCAGCCAUCAGAAGUGCCCAACCUUAUCAUAGAUGGUACAUUGGACACACCUACUACCGCACUGCCUAAAAAGCGUGGAAGAAAGUCGCUGGCUGAAUUAGCUAAGGAGGCUGUCAGCGACUCUACAAGCCCGCCUAUUUCUCCAUCAUCAGAGAAACGUGGAAGGCUAUCAACAUGGGCUUAUGCUGAGUAUUCAGAUGGUCCAGAAUCCGACGAAGACGAUGAUCACUACAAGAAAAAUCAGAGGAAGCAGAAUUUCAAAGCUACGCCUACGACUGGAAGUGGCAAGAAGCGUGGGCGACCUCCUAAGAAUACGCCAAAAGAGGCUCAAAGUGGCAAGAAGCGUGGGCGACCUCCUAAGAAUACGCCAAAAGAGGCUCAAAGGUGCGCUCAGACAUUCUGCAUUCUACCGUUGUUUUCAAUACAGAGAAAUCUUUCUUUGGUUAUAUACCUCAAUAGCCGCAGAACCGCUGAAGUCAAAAAGGUGUCAAGCGGUAAAAGAGGAAGACCGCCUAAAAAGCGAUCAUUGGAAACGAGGAAGAAAUCAUGA
Molecule: messenger RNA, 672 nt
Organism: Cooperia oncophora
Lineage: Eukaryota; Metazoa; Nematoda; Chromadorea; Rhabditida; Trichostrongylidae
Source: the annotation of a GenBank genome assembly